GCGUGCGCGCGCACAUGUCCAGCAGCAACGUGAAGCUAAAGAUUGCACUGUGAAAGGUCGUGAGUGUAAAAUACACCGUUCGUGUGGGAUAAACAAUGAAGAACCGCAGUGGAUGUAAUAUCGAUCAAAAACUGAAGCACAGAGUCCAGCAGUAUCUGAAAGAACACAAUGACCCUUACGUGGAUCUGACAUCCAUGGCCUUUGACCUUCAACAGCAGUUCAGGACAGAGUAUGGCAGGAGGAACCGGACGGCUUUCAGGAUUCAAGUGGAGAAAGUGCAUGCAGCGAUAUCUAGCAAGUGUGACAUCUCUGUCCUGGAAAACAAACAUUUAGUGAAAAGAGCAAGACUCAGCCGAGAGGAUGGGGAUGACAGUCACUUCACAGAAGAUACCACCGACAGUGAGGAUGAUAUUUGCGAACAUGAACAGACGAAUCACAUGAACAGCUCGCUGGUGUCACUCUAUCAGAAAGGGAAUCCAGCGGCCCCGCACAAGAGCGACAGCGAUGGCUGGUUCAUUGAUAAGUCUGGAAUCAGAGAGCCGGAGAACAUCUGCAUAGAUCUGCGUGAGGAGGACUCCACCGGCACCGCGAAACCAAUCGAAAAGAAAUCAAAGAAAAGAGUGAAGAAGCACAAACAUGGGGAAAUUCAUGAGGAAAACGUUGAAAUUACCACUGGCACACAGGCGAAAAAGAGUGAGUGAGGCCAACAGUCUUCUAAAGCAUGAAUCUCACAAAACGAAAUGUGUCCGGGUC
Molecule: messenger RNA, 753 nt
Organism: Triplophysa rosa
Lineage: Eukaryota; Metazoa; Chordata; Actinopteri; Cypriniformes; Nemacheilidae
Product: nuclear valosin-containing protein-like
Exons: 7
Coding region: 96-701 (201 amino acids)
Source: RefSeq, a predicted model, not a curated record